ACAGACAUCUGCGGGGGGGCCCAUCAGGAAGUAGGGGGCAGGCUGCGGCGGGCUGGGGCUGCCUGGGGGUGCCAGGGGGCCCACAGGUCUAGCGGGGUGGGUGGCAGAUGGCGGAUAGCGGAUGGAGCGGGAUCCAGGGAACAGUGGGAGCCAGCAGGGAGUUAACGUCUGCAGUACUUUGCCCAACAGGACUAAUGAGACACAGGUGGUCCCCUGGCUCCAGCCCCACCUCCCAGCCCCCUGAUAGUGUAAACUGAUGCUGGUUGUCUGGGGUGGGGAGAGGGGGGUUCUGCAGCUACGGGAAGGGGGGCGGGGCUGGGGAGGCUGGCGGGGGCCCAGCACAUAACUCUGGGCGGUUGCAGUCUGGGGCCGCAGACACCCAGCCACUCUGAGCAGAACUGACAGCAUGAAGGCCCUCCUGGCCCUGCCGCUGCUGCUGCUUCUCUCCACGCCCCCGUGUGCCCCCCAGGUCUCCGGGAUCCGAGGAGAUGCUCUGGAGAGGUUUUGCCUUCAGCAACCCCUGGACUGUGACGACAUCUAUGCCCAGGGCUACCAGUCAGACGGCGUGUACCUCAUCUACCCCUCGGGCCCCAGUGUGCCUGUGCCCGUCUUCUGUGACAUGACCACCGAGGGCGGGAAGUGGACGGUUUUCCAGAAGAGAUUCAAUGGCUCAGUGAGUUUCUUCCGCGGCUGGAAUGACUACAAGCUGGGCUUCGGCCGUGCCGAUGGAGAGUACUGGCUGGGGCUGCAGAACAUGCACCUCCUGACACUGAAGCAGAAGUACGAGCUGCGAGUGGACUUGGAGGACUUUGAGAACAACACAGCCUAUGCCAAGUAUGCUGACUUUUCCAUCUCCCCGAACGCAGUCAGCGCAGAGGAGGAUGGCUACAGCCUCUUUGUGGCAGGCUUCGAGGAUGGCGGGGCAGGUGACUCCCUGUCCUACCACAGUGGCCAGAAGUUCUCUACCUUCGACCGGGACCAGGACCUCUUUGUGCAGAACUGCGCAGCUCUCUCCUCAGGAGCCUUCUGGUUCCGCAGCUGCCACUUCGCCAACCUCAAUGGCUUCUACCUAGGUGGCUCCCACCUCUCUUAUGCCAAUGGCAUCAACUGGGCCCAGUGGAAGGGCUUCUACUACUCCCUCAAACGCACCGAGAUGAAAAUCCGCCGGGCCUGAGGGGCUGGCCCCCUCAGGCCCCUUUCCUCCCCUGGACACCCAUGGUCUCCAUGAGUGCUCCCUCUGCUGCCCGUGAUGCAUGCUUCUGCUGAUUCCUGAGCACCAACUCCUUACAAGGGGGCCUUGUGGCUCUCAGCCAUGCCUCAUCCCUGUCACACACCCAGGGCAUCCAUUCCUAAGCCAGACCCGGCUCCCCUACACCUGAAGUUAUGCUGCCAGCAGCUCCCCAGGCCUCUUCCGAGAGGCACAUGGUUCUAGCCUGGACCUGGCUGGGCUCCAUGAGAAUGAGUUACCUCCACCCUGUCCCAACAGCUGACAGCCAGGAGCCACUCUCCCAGCUGCAGGCCUUUGUGGUCCAUCUUGUCCCGCUUCCUCACUGUGGACCCCUGUCUGGGCCACCCUAGUGUGCUAAGCUGAGCAGUGCAGUGUGAACAGGGCCCAUGGUGUAUUCUAGGCCACAGCCCAGCACUCUUCUGGCUACUCUCAAACCAUGUCCCAUCUUCAGCCUCCCUCCCACCAACUUACUCCCCUGUGGUGAGUACCGUGGAACCCCAGCUCACCUCACUAUCAUACUCAGCUUUCCCUGAUGGCCCAUCCCAGCCCCUGAAGCUCUAUGCCAAGAACACAGCUACCGCACACCACCCUGAAACAGCCACAGCCAAGGUAGGCAUGCAUAUGAGGUCUUCCCCAUACCCUCUGGGGGUUGAGAGGUUUAGCCACAUGAGGGAGCAGAGGACAAUCUCUGCAGGGCUGGGAGUGGGUAGGGACUGAAGGUCUCAAUAAACCUUCAGAACCUGAAUGAACUGGCUUCAUACACACGAACAUAUUUGCUUAUCCCCCAAAUGUAGGCACCUGGCUCCUCCUUGCUCCCCUACUGAUGGUGUCCUACCCCGAACUCCAAAAAUUACACCUGGAGUCAGGUGCAGAAGGGAACCUUGUAUUUCACAGGCCUCAUUUUGAUGGCAAAAAAACAGUGUAAUAACAUAAUAAUAAUAAAAAUAUAAUACUGAAAA
Molecule: messenger RNA, 2187 nt
Organism: Pongo pygmaeus (Bornean orangutan)
Lineage: Eukaryota; Metazoa; Chordata; Mammalia; Primates; Hominidae
Gene: MFAP4
Product: microfibril associated protein 4
Exons: 6
Coding region: 407-1174 (255 amino acids)
Biological process (GO): elastic fiber assembly
Source: RefSeq, a predicted model, not a curated record